Striga hermonthica is the source of this 915-nucleotide messenger RNA. NCBI's taxonomy places the organism in Eukaryota, Viridiplantae, Streptophyta, Magnoliopsida, Lamiales, Orobanchaceae. The record is from the annotation of a GenBank genome assembly.
AUGUUUAUCAUAUUCGACACGGGCUCGGGCCUGAUGUGGGUUCAGUGCAACCCAGACAACUACUACGCUCUGACACCGGUGUUCGACCCCAAACGGUCCUCCACCUUCCGCAAGGAGAUGUGCAACGACCCGGCCAGUGCCUGCUCUCCUAGUUACGGAUGGGUCACUUGCGAUUACAAGUACUGCAGGUUCGAAAUCGCCUACGUCAAGGGAGAGUGCAGUGGUUACCUUGACCGGGAGACAUUCGAGUUCGAACCACUCGAUAACAACAACAACGAGGAGGAGGCCGAGAGGUUCACGGGGUCCUCGCGCUUUGCCUACUGCAUCGGCAACAUCAGCGACCCCACGUACCCUUACAACAUACUGAUUUUAGACGAUAAGGAUGAGAUCGGGCUCCACGGCACCCAAACACCCCUCAUCGUCAACAACCAUUACUACAUCUACCUCGAGGGAAUCACGGUCGGAGGUAAAAAUGUCAUGGGAUUCGACUUCCGCAUGUCGAUGCUAAUGGACUUGGGCGCAACCUACACCUUACUACCCAUGGGGUUGCUCAAGAAGCUCGAGGCUGCAGUCGCGGACGUGAUUGGAGGGACCCUGACUAGGACCUAUACGAUUAAGUUCAAGUCGUACACGUUGUUGUGCUAUGUAGGGUUUGUGGGCAGGGACCUGGCCAGAUUCCCCGUUGUGGAAUUCAAGUUCAACGGCGGGGCCGUGCUCGAGCUCUCUGCUGAAAACAUGUUCAGGGACAACGGGGAUGGCAAUUUCUGCCUCACGACAGCCACAUCUGAGGACCAUGACUUUGAAUUCGGCAUCCUGGGGAACUAUAUGCAGCAAUACUAUGAAAAAUUAAACUCACCUUUCAGUGUGAUGUUUUACAUCAAAAUUAAAUCUCGUGUUUGGUGUAUUUUACAUUAA